Messenger RNA from Closterium sp. Yama58-4, 981 nucleotides. The record is from the annotation of a GenBank genome assembly. NCBI's taxonomy places the organism in Eukaryota, Viridiplantae, Streptophyta, Zygnematophyceae, Desmidiales, Closteriaceae.
AUGGCCGCUUACAUAGCCCCCCUUUCCCUUCGUUCACCAUCUCGCCAUUCCGCACGAGUAUCCCUCUCGACCCCCCCUUACGCAUCGCUGCCACCUCGCGUCCCGUCGCGCCCUCUCCGAGAGGUUCAAGCGAGCACGCUCUGCGGGCAGCGUCGCACGGGGUCGCCGCGCUGCACCGCGCAGCCUCGCGGCGCCUUCUCGUCGCUCGUCGCCGCCGCCAUCAUGGCGUGCGCCGGGCCGCGUUCUGCCCUUCAAGCUGGCCUCGCCGCAGUCGUCGCUGGGCUCGUUGCGCUCACGCUCCUCGUCAGCGCCGCCGCCCGCCAUGUGGAUGCGAACCGCCCUCCUCGCACGCUGCCGGCGGGCGACAGCGCCGCCCCCGAUGUGCGCCGCCCGUCUCCCGCAUUGCUGCAAUUCGAUUACGGCAGCGACGAGUACGACACUACCAUCCAAUUCCCCUGGGCGGAUGUGGGGUUCAAUUUUGCGGCGUGCUCCGACUUGGAUGCCACACGUCCGCCUGAUCCUGUCAACUCGGCGAUCGUUUGGGGCCGUGUGGCGGGCUUGCCGUCUUCUCGCGUGUGCCGCAGCGUCUCCUUCCACUCCGCCCCGGGCUGCGCCGGACCUCCCAUGGCCACGUACCUGCGCCCUGCCACCAGUGCCCCCACCACUAUGACGUUCCCUGCUUCCAAAAUGCCAGCGUCACUGAGAUGUGGGACGGGCUGCGGGGUGGACAAUGUGGACUGUGGAUCGGAAGCCAAGUGCACGAUAAGCGACAAGGGACAGGAGUGUGUGUGCGCUGGGGCUCUAGUCUUCGACGCCACUGCCAAGCAGUGCCGUGCCUGCUUGUCGCUGCAAGGCUGGAUACGUGAGGAGGCGGAACAAGUGCAUCGCAUCAACCCCCUCAACAGGAUAUUACUACUAGGGUUUGAUGGAAUGGGAAAACAGGGAGUGGGAGGAUUACUGGCAAGGGGGCCAAUAGGCUAG